CACUUGGCAAUAUUAAAAGGUGUGGCGUAGUAAAUCAUGGGGGAUUCGUUCUUCAACUGCUGUUAUGUCCCACCCCAUCCCCCAGGCGAGGAGGAACCCCAGAGACCCAGGCGCUCAGAGAUCAUGGCCUCCCACCCAGCUCACAUCUCCCCUGACAAGCGCUUCCUGAUCUUCUUUGACUUCGACGAGACCAUCGUGGAUGAAACCAGCGAUGACAUGGUAGUGCAGGCCGCCCCGGGUCAGCACCUCCCCGGGUGGCUGACGGACACUUAUCAGCCCGGCCGCUACAACGAAUACAUGCAGCGGGUGCUGGCCUACCUAGCGGAGCAGGGCGUCACCGAGAGCGACAUACGCAGCGUCAUGGAGAAGAUACCGGCCACACCCGGCAUGCUCACCCUCUUCCAGUUCCUCCGCAACCGGCCCGCGAAGGACUUUGAGGUGAUACUGCUGUCCGACGCCAACACCUACUUCAUAGAGUGCUGGCUCCGGCGCGUCGGGGCCCGGCAGCUGUUCCACCGGAUCUUUUCCAACCCCGCGACCUUCAACAAGGACGGGCGGCUGGUGCUGCGGCCCUUCCACUCUCACGACUGCCCCCGGUGCCCAGACAACAUGUGCAAGCAGGUGAUCGUCAGGGACUACGUGGCCCGCAGAACGCAGGAGCGGGGGCGCCCGUACCAGAGGAUCUUCUACGUCGGGGACGGAGCUAAUGACUUCUGCCCCGCGCUCUCCCUCGGUCCCCGCGACGUGGCCUUCCCGCGGAGAGACUUCCCCAUGCACCGGCUGAUCACCGAGACCCACGAAGCCCAGCCAGGGGAGUUCAAGGCUGUCACGGUGCCUUGGGUGAGCGCGGAGGAUGUGGUGCAGCGGCUCCGGAAACUGGUGGCAGAUUAAAGGGUCACACACUUAGAGAGAGAGUGUAGCACAGAGGGGGGUAAUCAAGGGGCCAGCUGACACUUUAUGUCAUAUUCUCAGGUAAAAUAUUCCCAGAAAUUGUUGUGCAAGGCAAUAAGAUAAUUUGUACCAUCUGCGAGGGUCAUUGUGUCUAUCUGGCAUCCAACACGUGCCUCAGUCCAGAAUCUCACGUUUUUGUUCCCGAGGUCAGUCCUGAAAUAGAAACUCGGUUUAAUCAUUAGACAUCAAGACCUCAGCUGUUACCCAAAGUGGGGAAAAAGAUCAAAUGUAAUGAUAUAAGCAUAUUAAAGAAUAUUUCAGUAUAACUAUAAAGUUUGAGAGCAUCCGAUUAAUAAAUAUCCUUCAGUGUGGACCAUGGAGUGAUCGUAAAUGUUAAAGUGGGUCAGUGGUGUGAGGAAUCACUGCAGCAGUCAAUAAAAAUCUUAUAAAUAACAUGACAAGUAUAUCAAUCAACUGACUUGAGUGCUCCUGAAUAGCAGUUAUAACUGUUUUGUUACAAACUGCACAUUUUUGAAUAUGCAACAUUAAAUUCAUUAAAUAAAAUUCAGACUUACACUGUCAUCUGAUGGCAAAGGGCAUUGAAACUGUCCUUCUGUCUAAUUGAGAACUGUAUGAAUGACCGUGUAUCAAGAGUGUGUGUUAUUGUUUAUCAGCCUGUCUUCAUUGUGUAGGCUUCGCCUACUGAAACUAUCAACACCAGCAGGAAUAAAGCCAUCGACUGAAA
Molecule: messenger RNA, 1636 nt
Organism: Oreochromis niloticus (Nile tilapia)
Lineage: Eukaryota; Metazoa; Chordata; Actinopteri; Cichliformes; Cichlidae
Gene: phospho1
Product: phosphoethanolamine/phosphocholine phosphatase 1
Exons: 1
Coding region: 37-891 (284 amino acids)
Molecular function (GO): phosphatase activity
Source: RefSeq, a predicted model, not a curated record